CUACAUAUUUACCGCCGUGUCACCUUUGAUUUUGUGCUGUGUUCGUUUUCUUCAGUUUUAAAUGUGAAUGGAGUCACAAAUUAGGCAUUUUCUGGCCAACAAGCGGCAGAUCAUACAUUCCUGAAAUGUAAUAUAGGGCGAGGUAAUGCUUUCUACACAGGGCGGGCAUCUGUUUGAUUUGCUGCCUUUUCAUCGCGUUUAGGCUAGCCAACCCAUUCACUGGCAAUUUGGUGCAGGUGUCGGCUCAAAAGUCUUGUCAAGUUUUCUCGAAUGAGAGCUACGUCGACGAAUAACGGGCCAUAAGGUAUAUAAAGUAAGCAAAGCUAUUUAUCCAACAAAUUUGUUACUUCAGCAAAGGAUAAAAAAAUAAUAUGUUAAAUAAUUUUAAUGAGCUAUUUUUGUUGUCGUUGUCUGAAUUGCGUUUGGUUGCAUUUUAAUAACAAUUUAAUAGGCUAACAGAUUUUCAUAGCAUGUUUUUCCAAAACAUUGAUGAUGUUUAGUGUUUUUUAAAAAAUAUAUAGAAACAUUCUUGUUCUCGAAAGCAAUAAACACAUUUAUUGGUUGCAUAAAUAAUAUAUUAACCACCCUAGUUAAAAAUCUCAAUGUAUGGUGCGUUUCUUUUCCACUUUUUCUGCUGUGUUUGCAUUCCACUGCAGUCCACGUGCCGUGUUGAUUAUCCUGCUUUCGGAGUAAAAACUAAAGCGCUGACUUCGUCGUUUGGAAAAAAAGUUGCUCUGGUUAUUUCGCCUUAUUUUUUUUUUGACAAUGAAUGCAUUGUGGCCGCUUUGGUUUCUAUAGGCCCGCUGGACAAUUAGGAAGCUGAGCUGCCAGUAUUGUGGGGCUCGCGCAGGGGGGGUUGGGCUUUCACUUUGUCAGCACUGCAUUGCAAAAAAAAUGUACCGGACUGGCCGCGACCGUUCACCUCCGCACGAGCCGUGUCGCAGCCAUGAGUCGCAAGCGCUCCCACUGCACUGCACGUCUGGCGGCAGGAACGGGUCUUUCGUCUCCGUAGCUGCGGCUUAGCACGUCCGCGGAGCAGCUCCACCCCGCUCCCCACCAGGACUGUCGCGUUGCGGAAAUGGCUGCCCGAGGGUCCUGCUCCCCCAGGAACGGAACUUGCUUCCACCGGGGAUACAGUGCUGUUGCUGCUGACACAGGUGACGAACUCGCGCGGAUGGCGGACGCCCUCUGUCUAGAAGCGCCAACGCAGCGCGCGGACAUCCAAGCCUCCAGUGAGGAAGCCCGUUCAUCCAUGCCACAGCGGCCUUCUGGGGCAACGGCCUCCAGCACAGGGGCACACAGGAAGGCCCGUAGCCUGGACUACAGGAAUGGGGACAGGGGGGACGGGGGGCCACAUCAGGGCCUCUCCGGGAGUUUGUCGGUCCUCCCCCAAUCUUACACCCCCGAGAGGGCAGCAGUGUCUGGGAUUCGCCCGUGCACUGAUUGCCAGAGGGCCGGCUUUGCCCCCAGGUGGGGCUCAGGGGCGAACCUUCCCCCGCCGCCCCUCCCAGGCUCUGGGGCGAGCCCCCCGAGGGCGUUGUUGCCGGGGGAACGGGGCGUCGGCUCGGCCCCCGCCCUGAGGAGGCGGGUUCUGUCGCACAGCAGCACGGAGCAGGGAGAGGAAGAAGAGGAGGGGGAGGAGGAGGAGCAGGAGGAAGAGCAGGAGGAGGCCCUGCUGGUCGGCCCGCCCCUGGCCGCGCCCUCGCUGACCCCCGCAGUGGAGAGGAGGCUGAGUAAGAGGGAGAGGACCCGGCUGAAGAUCCUGAGGAGGAAGCAGAGGAGGAGGGACCGCUGGAUUCAGAGCCAGCUGCAGGAGCACAGACAGAGCUCGACGGGGAACGCGACGAGCAGCAGCGAGGACGAGGACCCGCCCGCGGGCGACCGGGACGGCCUGAUCUGCGCCGUGUGCCUGGACGUCUACUUCAGCCCCUACAUGUGCCACCCCUGCGGCCACGUCUUCUGCGAGCCCUGCCUGCGCACGCUGGCCAAGAACAGCCCCGCCAGCACCCCCUGCCCCCUCUGCCGCACCCUCAUCACCCACGUCUUCUUCCAGAAAGAGCUCAAUCACACCGCCCGCACCUUCUUCCCCAAAGAGUACCUGUCCAGGAAGCAGAACUUCCAGAGGGCCAGCUGCUCAAAAUGGCCGCUUCCCAGCUGUAAAAAACUCUUCCGUAUAUUUGGGGGGUUCCGGCGGCAGGCCAGCCCCAUCACGCGCCGGCAGUUCCCGCACGGAGGGUACCGCCUGGACGCCCUGGACUUUGAGGACGCCUCUCGCGGCUGGAGGUUCGACAUGGACAUGGUGAUCAUCUACAUCUACUCCGUCAACUGGGUCAUCGGCUUCAUCGUCUUCUGUUUCCUCUGCUACUUCUUCUUCCCUUCCUUCUGAGUCCUGGCCGCCGAGCCUCAAAAGAGACCUCAUAACCACUUUAUAACACCUUUAUAAAUGCUCAAUUAAGCCAAUGGUCUAGUCAACUUUGUGUGGGAUCUGGCAACUCAUGCUUCCUUCCAACCCAGAGUUACUAAUGUUUAUUAUUGUACCUAGCAUCAACUAUUUUCAAAAGUGUAUUUUUAAAGAAUUGUGUAUAAUGCAGUUACUAACCCUUUAUUCAUUCAUUCAUUUAUAAACACACUUCUUAAUCGUAAGCCCCCAUGUGGAAUGAUGGGGAAACUUCUGGCUGAUGUUUUUUCUUUUUCAGCAAAACAAGGAGGAAAAAAAGAGUGUUUUCAUUUUUUUAAGCAAGAUUGUCAGUGAUAACCUACAGAGGGAGGGAGCCCGUCCCUCCCCUUUACGGGGGGGGGGGGGGAGCUGAGCUCGCAACCUUUGCAGACUCCGACUUGUGUUCAAAUAAGGCCGGUCCGAAACACCCCUGUGGGGUUUAGGCUGAUGAGAGGCCGGCCUCAGAACCCUGCGGGUGCUGACCAGGCCGAAACGCUCCAGGAUCGUCCUCCCGCCGGGAGACGGACUCUUGUUAUCAGUUCUGAGCAGACACCGCCGCUAACGCUCUCCGCUAGCAACCGGCCGGGGGGGCUUCCUUGAUGACUUGUCGUCAAACUCCGACAGCCCUUUAAGUGCACGGUCAGCGAAACUGACACCUUCAGGCGGAGGAUGAUUCUGUGCAAGUGUCGGGGG
Anguilla rostrata (American eel) is the source of this 3130-nucleotide messenger RNA. RefSeq names its product ring finger protein 180a (gene rnf180a). NCBI's taxonomy places the organism in Eukaryota, Metazoa, Chordata, Actinopteri, Anguilliformes, Anguillidae. Gene Ontology annotation, biological process: positive regulation of proteasomal ubiquitin-dependent protein catabolic process; serotonin metabolic process; protein polyubiquitination. The record is from RefSeq and is a predicted model, not a curated record. Gene Ontology annotation, molecular function: ubiquitin conjugating enzyme binding; ubiquitin protein ligase activity. The transcript is spliced from 4 exons. Gene Ontology annotation, cellular component: endoplasmic reticulum membrane. Bases 1079 to 2386 code for a protein of 435 amino acids.